GAGGAGAAGCCUUAUCGCAGCAAGGAGUUUAUUGAGUUCACACGACUGUGUGAAGACGCCUACCGCAUAUUGCGUCGUCAUUCUAAUCUCCUACUUACGCUAUUAGCCAUGAUGCUUCCAUCUGGUCUGCCUGAGCUCACCUGUGUUGGUGACCUCGAGUACGUCCGCAAGACGCUGGCUGUUGAACAAACGGAUGAAGAGGACGCUCUUAAUUACUUUAAUGCCAAAUUUAAUGAAGCUUACAAUGGAGCGUGGACAACGAAAAUAGAUUGGUUUGCCCACUGGUUCCGUCGUUGA
This is a messenger RNA of Rodentolepis nana, 297 nucleotides long. The record is from the annotation of a GenBank genome assembly. NCBI's taxonomy places the organism in Eukaryota, Metazoa, Platyhelminthes, Cestoda, Cyclophyllidea, Hymenolepididae.